Neoarius graeffei (lesser salmon catfish) is the source of this 3385-nucleotide messenger RNA. It is a transcript of the gene rnd1b, whose product is annotated as Rho family GTPase 1b. NCBI's taxonomy places the organism in Eukaryota, Metazoa, Chordata, Actinopteri, Siluriformes, Ariidae. Gene Ontology annotation, biological process: small GTPase-mediated signal transduction. The coding region runs from base 90 to 788 and encodes 232 amino acids. The transcript has 5 exons. The record is from RefSeq and is a predicted model, not a curated record. Gene Ontology annotation, molecular function: GTP binding; GTPase activity.
UUCAGGUCGCACGUGUGCAGUUUGGGUCCGCGUGCAUUAGUGCUCUGAUUUCUGUUUUCCUCUUUAUCACUCUUUUAUAAAGGGUAAGAAUGAAGGAGAGGAGAAACAUACAGCCACUGGUGAUUAGAUGUAAACUGGUUCUGGUUGGUGACGUGCAAUGCGGGAAAACAGCCAUGCUGCAGGUCCUGGCAAAGGAUUGCUAUCCAGAGACCUAUGUACCCACCGUGUUCGAGAACUACACAGCAUGCCUGGAGCUUGAGGAUCAGCGUGUGGAAUUGAGUUUGUGGGACACAUCAGGUUCUCCUUACUAUGAUAAUGUGAGGCCACUUUGUUACAGCGACUCUGAUGCUGUGCUCCUGUGCUUCGACAUCAGCCGUCCAGACACUGUCGACAGUGGACUCAAGAAGUGGAAGACGGAGAUCAUGGACUUCUGCCCCAACACCCGCGUUCUGCUCAUCGGCUGCAAAACGGACCUGCGCACGGAUGUGUGUACGCUAAUGGAGCUCUCCAGUCAGAAACAAACGCCCAUUACUCAAGAGCAGGGUUCAGCCAUGGCCAAGCAACUCGGGGCCGAGGCGUACCUGGAAUGCUCCGCCUUCACGUCAGAGAAGAGCAUCCAUAGCGUUUUCCGCACUGCGGCUCUGGCCUGCGUCAACAAGCUUCAGCCGAUGGCCAAGUCUAGCCCCAACCGCCGCCUGUCCAAACGCCUCCUCCACCUGCCCAGCCGCUCCGAGCUGCUCUCGUCCACCUUCAAGAAAAAGAAGGCCAAGAGCUGCUCAGUGAUGUGAGCAGUGGGGUUGGUAUCCUCGCUCCACCAGCUUCUCCCUCCCCUGUGCUUUGGUCCGGGGAAGGGGGGUGGGUUUUCCGAUGUCCUCAUCGCUGAAGGCUUCGUCUAGGAAUCCUUCCUCACCCCCCGACAAAAUCCAUUUCAGAACAAGUGGACACUCUGCUGUCCGCUUUGUCCUGAUCUCUCCACCAGUGCAUACCUGUCUUACACAGUACAGUAUCUUGAUUUUUCUCAAUCGAGGUUUGAUCAUCAGCCGUCAUCUCUUCAUCCUUUGCUGUGUUAAGAGAAUUUUUGUGGUCCGACUUCUUAGUAAAUAAGGAACCAGUGUUCAGCAUAUGAGGUUCAGUAACGCGAUAUAAAUGUGACAAUGAUGUAUCGUUGGCUCUCGAGCGGCGAGCAUCAAAUGUAUCUGAUUCUUAAAAAAAAAAAAAUCAAACAUAUAUAGAAUAUGUACAAAAGAGUCUCUGUGAGAGUAAGACUCCAAUUGAUGGAGCAUAAGGAAGCUGUGUAAGGCCCAGGUUAUUAUCGAUGUGUUGGAGAAGGAGGUUGUUGGCUAUGAAGGCUUAUGGCAUUAUAAUGCUGACUGAAUUGGCUGCUGUGCAGACUGGAUACUGUAAUUCUGUUGGAAUCUGCCCGUAAUGUUGGGCUUUCUUAAACAGCCAAACAUUAAGAUGGUAAUUGAUGAAGUAAGGACCGAGAGGGGGGGAAGCUAAAACAAAUUUCCAGCCAGCAAUUUUUUUUUCAAAAGGCAACCAAAGACAAGCUUGCUAUCCCCUCUGAUUAAACACCCACCUGAUCUAAGUGCUUCUGCAUUUAGAGACAAUAAAUAAUCGCCCAAGUGAAUGAGAGGAAGAGGAAGGUGCACGGUACAUGAGUCUCCGACGUAGUGAUGAUGGAGAGCCAUGUAUGCGUCCAAGCCUCAGAACUCUAAAUCAUCCAACGUAAAUCCGAAUUGGACUUAAACAAUAUAUUUCUCGAGGAUGAUUUUUUUUUUUUCAAAAAGCUGUUGUAGCACCAUGUUGAUAUUUGCUCAGUCAACAAGGAUUUAAAAUAAAUCUAAACAUAUGCAGAAAAGAUUUGUCGUUUGAUCACCUUUAAUUCAAUCUACAGUGCAUCAGACUGAAAUCGAACCAUCUUCACAUGCCAUUUAUAAUCAGUUUUGUGCACAACUCCUCAGAAUCUUGAUGUAGCACUCCAUCUCUGUCUGUAUACCAGUUUUUCUUGCCUUGUUCCCCGAUCUGAUCUACAGAAGUCUCGAGACGGGCUUUUGCAGGCAGUUCGGUACAUAUCUAAAUAUGGAUAAGCUCUUCUAACUAAAUUCUUAAGCUUGGACAAUUUGUGUGCAGUGCUGCGCUCGAAAUCUGCUUUUAACCACAAAGCAAUAACGAUGAUUGACGUGCUUGUGACGCAAAGUAUAUAGAGUGGCAAUAAGAAAAAAAAUUUUGCUUUGUGAUUAUAACGUCAUGCAACAGCUAUGUGGCCGUGCCUCCAUUACCGCUGUAAAAACAAGCCAGUCUUAUUGUAAUUCUGUUGUAGCAAGGGGGUUUUGUGUGGAGUAAACCUGUCACAAAGUAACGUUGGAUUUAAGAACAACCCGACCAUUCAAGUGCAACACAUUUAAUGAAACAUUUCUGGCCAGGAAAGCUUACGGGCUUGGGAUAGGUGACGGCUCGAUGGAGAUUGGCUUGACUGACAGGACGAUAAGAGGAGGAGCAUACAGGGUCCUUCAUGGGGCAGUUUUAACGUAUGGAACAAUUGGUAGCACUGUCUAAGAAACCCAUUUUCAUAAUUCAUUAUAACUGUACUUACUCUUUUAAUGAUUCCUUGUAAGCAUUUUUGUGAACUGUAUUACUGCCUCAUAAAGCUUAAUGUGCAAGUGUCACUAUUAUAAUAAAAAAUGUGCCAUACAAGUGUCAAUACUGUAAUAAACAAAUCUAUUCUAACAGUAUACUUUACAAGCUUUAUAACCUAAUAUAAUAUUCUGUCCGCAUUCACUGGAUAUGAGCAAUCGUGCACUCUGAUUGGCUACUCUAUUACUUGGAUAUAAGCUCAUGUUCUGUGAGUGGAGAAAAACAAAAUGGCGGCGCAUGUUGCUGAAUCAGCCGAGGACGAAAUAACUCUACUCAAAAACAAAACCCCAAAAAUUAUGAAGUAUUUAAAAGAAACAGAAAUAGCUAUAAGAAUAGUGUUUUGUCCCCCCCCCAAAAAAAAAAAAAUAUAUAUAUAUCUCCUGUUCCACACUCCAGCCCAGUCAGUGGCAGUAAUGCACCUUUUGCUGCUUGCCAAAAAACCCUAAAGAUGACAAAUCCCCCCUGCAAAAAAAAAAAGCAACAAAAUGUGGAAUAAAAGUAUUUGAUGGCAAGAAUGUACCUUUUUAUUUUUCAAGAAUUAUUAUAGCAUUUUUCACAAUUUGCGCCUGUCAUUUUGCCAGUUGGGUGGCACGGUGGUGUAGUGGUUAGCGCUAUCGCCUCACAGCAAGAAGGUCCAGGUUCGAGCCCUGUGGCCGACGAGGGCCUUUCUGUGCAGAGUUUGCAUGUUCUCCCCGUGUCCGCGUGGGUUUCCUCCAGGUGCUCCGGUUUCCCCCACAGUCCAAAGACA